Messenger RNA from Ctenocephalides felis (cat flea), 3474 nucleotides. Its product is annotated as TBC1 domain family member 30-like. The transcript has 12 exons. NCBI's taxonomy places the organism in Eukaryota, Metazoa, Arthropoda, Insecta, Siphonaptera, Pulicidae. Gene Ontology annotation, cellular component: endoplasmic reticulum. The coding region runs from base 1 to 3474 and encodes 1157 amino acids. The record is from RefSeq and is a predicted model, not a curated record.
AUGAGUUCUAUUUUUAAUUCGCUUAAAUCAUUGGCUGGUUCGCACAUCACGAAGAAUGGCGCUCGAACCGAUAUUCGUGCAACAUCACCGCCGAGCGAGGAGUCGGACUUCAACCAGUGGCUGCACGCGAUGCGCCUGGUUGCAAGCAUGCCGGAAGGGGUCCCUCCUGAAUUCAGGAAAAAGCUUUGGUUAUCGUUGGCUGAGAAACAUCUUCAGAGUAAUAAAGUUGAUUGGCCGCGAACGGAGAAGAGAUGUUUUAGUGCGUUUAACAGAGAGGAUGACGAAGAACUUGGAAACCAAAUUGUCAAGGAUUUGCACAGAACAGGUAGUUCUUUCUUUUCGGGACCAGACGGAUCGCACAAUCAAGCUAUUCUGAAAAAAGUUUUAAUAGGAUAUGCUCGUUAUAACGAAAAAGUUGGUUACUGUCAGGGUUUUAAUAUGCUAGGCGCCUUCAUGUUGCAAGUUAUGGAAAGAUCAGAGGUCGAUUCGUUGAAGGUAAUGAUUUUUCUUAUUGAAGGCGUGAUGCCUCCCAAGUAUUUCAGUGGCACGUUAAGCGGAUUGAUAACAGAUAUGUCAGUUUUUCGAGAAUUGCUCAGCUCUAGAUUGCCAAAAUUGUCUGCUCACUUGGAUCGAUUGCAAGGGACUGAUGGAGAAGGUAGUUAUUCGUUCGAGCCGCCUUUGACCAACGUUUUUACGAUGCAGUGGUUUCUGACUCUCUUCUGCACGUGCCUACCUCAUGCAACGGUUUUGCGCAUAUGGGAUUUAAUUUUUUUGGAAGGCAAUGAGAUACUUUUGCGCACAGCUUUGAUGAUCUGGGAACGUUUUUCAGAGCGAAUAUUGAGUGUAAAAAGUGCAGAUGAAUUUUAUUCAAUCAUGAUGAUUCUGAGCAAAGAAAUGUUAGAAUGCGGUUUUAAAGACGCUAACACAUUCAUCAAAAAGGUUGUCGAAUUUGGUCCCAUAGAAAACUUACAAGAGCUUCGGGCUAAAUACAAUUACAACAUGAAAUGGACUCAAUCUGUUCAGCCUUCGCCUAGAGAUCGCAUCAAACUUUUCUAUUCUGAUGACGAAUCGUAUUCUGAUUCCGAGCCGAACAGAAUGGCUGUAACUGCGGCAUAUGGCUGGACAUCAGGACAAAAAUCAGCAAGAAAGAACUCACUGGGGUCACUCAUGAUGGACCCAGAACGUCUAACAAUGGACAUUAAUGCGCUGAAACAACAAUACUUGAAAUUACGAGAGCGACAAAGGCAGGCGCAUCUCAUACUUACCGCGGCGUGUGCCAGGCAAACAGUCGUUCCCUCAAUAUCGUCUCCGGCCAAUCCAAUAAACCACUUUUUGCUGGGUAAAAGCGCAAUUUUGAACUCUCACGAUCGACGUCGUCGCAUUGGACUCGGAGGAGUCGGACCUGUUCCUCCAGCUCGUGUCGCCAAGUUGUCUAUGAAAGCAUCUCAAGGAGAAACUUUGUUGUGGAAGGACACCGACAGUAAACGACGUACUCUGACCAGAAGAGAUUCUAUUAAAUGGAAGGAUAUUCCUAAAACAGACUCUACAAAUACAAAUAAUAACGACAUUAAUUCCAAAAGCGUGUAUGGUGAUGAUGAUUUGUUAGCAGGGAGUUCCGAGAACUACAAUAGCUACGUUCAAGAUUUGCGAGGACAAAGUGAUUCUUCCUCGUCUUACAGUGAAGAAAGCAGUACUUCAAGUACAAGUACGGAAUUAUGUGAUGAACCUAAUCGGUUAAGUGAUUUUGAUGCUGAACCGCUUUCAGUCGAUGAUGCCAAUGAAAACCCUGUUUUAGAUGCAAAAACAAGUCCAAAAUAUGAUCCGUUACCAGAAAUAAAAACCAGUCCCAUUUGUGAAGAAUUUCCAAAAACGACCUGCGAAUUUCUUCGUGAUCCUAGUAAAGAAAAUAUAAACGAAAGCACAGAAAUAAUAAAUAGCAGUCUUCACAAUUUAUCCUCAGAAUUAGAUUCUAGUAAAAUAUAUGAAAAUAUUCAAGAGAGUGAUUUUAACUAUCCACGGGAUCUCAGUCAAGAACAUUUAGAACAAGCUUCGGAAGUAGAAAGUUGUUUGAGCCGAGUUUAUGAAUCGUCGUUAAUCAGGAAACCAUUUUUUUAUCGUCAUGAUCUUAGCGAAGAAAAUCUAAGUGAAAAGGCAGAAGCUAUAGUUGCAAAAAGUAAUAUUACAGAAGAACACAAUUUAGUAGAAAUCAAUCCUAUUUACCAACCUGAAUCACAAUUUACCUGCUCUGAUAAUUUGAGUACGAUAAAUUUAAGCGGAGAGUUUGAAAAUAAACCAACACGAAUUACUCUAGAUAUUGAGCAGUCUCCCGAAAAAUAUUUAAAAAGUGAUUCUGCUUGCGAAUCGUUAUCGGGAACAUAUUUAACAAAAACCAGUCCGACUUACGAACCAUCAUUUCCAAAACAUAGUCCAUUAUACGACGAUUUACUUAAAAAUAAUUUAUCUCGGGAUCUCAGUGAGGAUAGCAUAAGCAGAAAAGAUAAAUUUGCAUCUAAUUUUGAUUACUUACUAACAUCCGAAAAUGAAGUUAACGUUAAUUCAAGUGAAGAGAAUUUGUGUGAACGUAAAAAUUAUGUCACAGAAGCUGCUAUUGAAAAUAUCGCGCAGACAAUCCAGGAGAACAAAAAUUUACUAUCUCGUGUUACUGAAGAUAGAUUAAAAGAAAAAAGUCAAUUUGAUAAAAAUAUCGCCGCAACUGAACCCGAAUCAACCAAUCAAGACCUCGAAGUUUCAACAUCGAGCUCUGUGACAUUUGAUAAUCAACUUACAGAAAAAGAUGAAUUUUUAGUAAAUGAUACAUUUUUAAGUAGUGUGGAUCACUCAUAUUUUUUGACAAACAGAAGCUUAACAGAAAGUACUUCUGAUCAGAAUUUUCAGUUCUGUGUUCUUUGCCAAGAAUCGGCGUGCACUUGUUCCGAGAACACUGUGCAGAAUACAGGGAAAAAACAUAGUGAACGAGCCUUACAAAUUAUUGAAGAGAAUUCCAAAAUCUUACACAGGAUAUCUAGGUACAACAUAGAAAAUACAUCAGCGUUGAAUUUUCCUCAUUUAACAGACUUUUACAGUAUAAAAUUAGGUGACAACCGAAAUCCGUCGGAUUUGAGUGACGACCAGGAUGAGAAGGAUUCACCUAAAGAUAAGUACGUAUUAGAUGAUAAUGCAACAAAAUCAGAAGCCAGCACUGACUCGAAAUCUGAUAAAUCUCGUUUGACGUUGACUCCUGAUUUUGAUUUUGUCCUAAGGAAAGAUAUACAAAGUCGACUUUCUCCUAUAACGUCCACAUCGAUUUCAUCAGAAUAUCGCGACAAUAUAAGGAACCCUUACAGUUCCGUAUUGAGUCCUAGUCAUUUAUCAAAUUUCCGUUCAAUAUUGAGUAUGGACAAUAAUUUUACAUCUGAUAGUAAAUCUAAGUCUUAUAAUAUUCAAUCGCCUAAUGAAAAAAGCCCGAAUGAGUAG